Messenger RNA from Vicugna pacos (alpaca), 903 nucleotides. RefSeq names its product transmembrane and death domain 1 (gene TMDD1). Lineage: Eukaryota; Metazoa; Chordata; Mammalia; Artiodactyla; Camelidae. The record is from RefSeq and is a predicted model, not a curated record. Gene Ontology annotation, molecular function: protein binding. Gene Ontology annotation, biological process: signal transduction.
AUGGCGGUGCGGGCUCUGGCGGGGGCCCUGGCCCUGCUGCUCUGGGGCUGGGCGCUGGCUCCAGCAGGGGCCAUGGAUGCCAUGGGCCCUCACGCGGCUGUCCGCCUGGCCGAGCUGCUGACCCCGGAGGAGUGCGGCCACUUCCAGUCGCUCCUGAAGGCGCCGGAGCCGGACGUCGAGGCUGAGUUGGCCAGGCUUUCCGAGGACCAGCUGGCGCGGCCGGAGCCGGUGCCCACGUCGGCGUUGCCGGGUCGGCUGCGGAGGCAGCGGCGCGAGGCGGCUGGCCCGGAGGCCGAGCCCGAGGACGUGUCCGACGGCUGCCGCGAGGGGCUGGCAACCUGGUUGGCUGCUGAGGCUCCAUCCCUGUCAUGGGACCGUGUGGCCCGGGCCCUGCGGCGCAGCGGUCGCCCGGACGUGGCCCGGGAGCUGGGCAAGAACCUCCACCAACAGGCGGCGCUGCAGCUGCGCAAGUUCGGGCAGCGCUACCUGCCACCGCCUGGCGUCCCCGCCCCGGCCCCGGCCCCGGCCCCCGCCCCCGCCCCGCGCCUCCGCCGCGCCUCGGUCCCCGAGACCAAUUGGGACGAGCUGGAGCUGAUCGUGGAGCGACUGCCCCAGGCGCCGUACGAGCGGAGCCCCACAGGCUGGGCCGGGCCGCUGGCGCUCGGCUUCCUCACCGGCUUCGGUGGAGCGCUGGGCGUCGGGGCGCUGCUCAUCCUGCUCACGCCGUGGAUCACGGGUGGCGACGGCGUGCGGUCCCAUAGUCCCCGGCCGCCCGCCCCUCCCCUCCUGGGGCCCGCUGGGGCGCCCCGCUUCGGGGAAGUGGAGCCGCUUUUGACUGCAUCCCCGGGGCCCUGGGCUGCAGGUGGACCAGACCCCUCCUUGCCUCCAUGUCCCUGGCUGUGA